Messenger RNA from Aspergillus fumigatus Af293, 345 nucleotides. RefSeq lists its product as uncharacterized. The coding region runs from base 1 to 345 and encodes 114 amino acids. The transcript has 2 exons. The record is from RefSeq and is a predicted model, not a curated record. Lineage: Eukaryota; Fungi; Ascomycota; Eurotiomycetes; Eurotiales; Aspergillaceae.
AUGACUAAUUGCCUGGGUUCAACCUUCUUCAUCCACCUCAUUGGCUUGUUCUUACCAACAGCCGCAAAGGCCGGAAUUGGCGUCUGUGCCGGAGUCGGUGCACUCCUCACUUCGGUCUUUCUCUUCUUAUGGAUCUCACGCCUUCGCAAAACAAAAGCCAACGUGGCUAACUUGAAUCGUGCACCUGGGGUCGGUCUUCCACACUACUGCAACACCGGCGAACUGCGAGGAGGAUUUCCCCCACCGACCAUCAGUAUGAAGCAAACACAUGGGCCACCCAUGGAAUUGGAUAACGGGGAAUACUCUAAGGACCCCGGCAAGGAUCUGCCAGAACUCCAGGGUUGA